UUAACCUCAAUCUUACUACUCAAAACUUUUUUAAUUCGCCAUAAGUUAAUUCUGAUUUAUUCUUCAUUUAUAAAGUGCAUAAUGUUUGCGAACAAGUUGCUUACCCCUUUCCAGCCAAUGUUAGUGCUAAGUAGAGGGGCUGGAGUAAAGAAAUUUAAUUGGUAUAAUGAAGGAAUUCAGUACCCUGGUUUCAAAUACUACCCCAGACAUGACGACUUCAAAGACCCCCCCUACGAGCCCACCAAACUGUUUCGAGUAAAACGUAUCGUGAGAAUGAAAGGGCUGAUCCAUUAUCAGAAAACCAUACUUACAGACUUUAAACUAGACGGAAAAGACUAUGCAAUAAUAAAAAACAUCCCAGAAAACAACCAACGUUUGUGGAAAGUAAAGCAUGCAGUGGAAAUAGUGCCGGUAACAUUUCCCGAUGGGUUUCCCACAGAAACAGACCGAACGUUCUUGAAGGAAAAUGGAGAGCUUCGGAUUAUAAAGCAAGUUGGACCUGUUGAAAAGAAAUUGGAGCUAACGGAAGAGUUUAGAAAGCAUCCAAAACGAAUGGAUGGUGAUACACUGAGAAGAAAUUUGAGGAAAAAGUGGAACUUAGGAUUCGAGUCGCAUUUGUAAAUGGCAUGUAUUGUAGAGGUCAUUUUCACACUUUAUCGGCUAGAUGGAUGGACAUUUCCAGCUAGCUGUUCGCAAAGAAAAUAAUUCAAACAGAUACCAGUAUAAAUAAAUUUAUUUACAAAUCA
Molecule: messenger RNA, 746 nt
Organism: Dendroctonus ponderosae (mountain pine beetle)
Lineage: Eukaryota; Metazoa; Arthropoda; Insecta; Coleoptera; Curculionidae
Gene: mRpL30
Product: 39S ribosomal protein L30, mitochondrial
Exons: 3
Coding region: 82-621 (179 amino acids)
Biological process (GO): translation
Cellular component (GO): large ribosomal subunit; mitochondrion
Molecular function (GO): structural constituent of ribosome
Source: RefSeq, a predicted model, not a curated record